Colossoma macropomum (tambaqui) is the source of this 1305-nucleotide messenger RNA. RefSeq names its product cellular repressor of E1A-stimulated genes 1 (gene creg1). The coding region runs from base 84 to 671 and encodes 195 amino acids. Lineage: Eukaryota; Metazoa; Chordata; Actinopteri; Characiformes; Serrasalmidae. The record is from RefSeq and is a predicted model, not a curated record. The transcript has 4 exons.
GACACUUGUACGAUCUUGCGGUCAUAUGACCACUGGCGUACAUAAACAUUGUCGCUGUUGACAUGGUGUAGAGGAGCGUUAUCAUGACCCCUGCGCUGCUGCUGCUGUCUUUGGCCUUCACGGCCGCCCGAGCGAAUGAUUUUAAAAUCCCGCCGCACGAGGAGGUGGCGCGGAUGGCGCGGUUUGUGGUGAACCGGUGCGACUGGGCUUCGAUGGCGACCAUCUCCACACACGAGCCGGUGAAAGGACAGCCGUUCUCGAACGCGUUCUCCAUCAGCGACGGAGCCCCCGGUAACGGCACAGGCACCCCCUACAUGUACCUGACACACAUGGAGAUCUCCGUGCAGGACCUGCAGGUGAAUCCUCAGGCCUCCAUGUCUGUGUCUCUAGCUCAGACUCCCUUCUGUAAGCACAAGGGUUAUGACCCACAGAGCCCCCUGUGUGCCCACAUCAUCCUCUCUGGCUCUGUACAGGAGGUGAAUGGCACGGAAGCUGAAAUAGCAAAGAUGGCGCUGUUUAGCAGACAUCCUGAGAUGAUUGAUUGGCCAGUAGAUCACAACUGGUUCUUUGCUAAAAUGAACAUCACCCAGGUUUGGGUGCUGGACUACUUCGGUGGUGUGAAGGUGGUCUCUCCUGAUGACUACUAUAAAGCCACCCCAUAUGCCCACUGAUGUCAUGCAGUAAAUGUGAUUAAGAAGACUCUGAGAGAUCAAGAGAAUUUUUUUAGGAAAUGGCUGACCUUAAGGGCACAGUAAUAGCCCAUGAGUGCAGUUGCUUCAUUUUGUGUUUGAUUCUGUGAGACUUUGCAAGAACUCUUUCAUAUCAUCUUCAUAUAAUUUUCAAAUUAUAUUUUAAAAUCUAUGCUUUGUAUGUAAUGUAAAGCUAUAUUUUUAAAUAAUUCAGUCAUUACUUAAAAACAGGCCUGUGUAGUUUAGUUGUUUAGUCCUGACGUAGAUCAGUUUUCUCUUGGAUAAUAUGAUCCAUGAUCAGUUUUUGCACUUUGCACAUGGGAUUCUUCUUCUUCUCUUUUCUCUUCUUCUUCUUCUUCUUCUUCUUCUUCUUCUUCUUCUUCUUCUCUUAGCUAGUCUUUACAUUAGAUUAGCAAUUCUCAUUCCUUUAGGCCUUAAUUUCUGGCAACCAAAGGAAAGAAAAUCUUUCAAGAUUGCUGUUUUUCUUACAGAUGCUAACAUCUAUUUUUAUUAAAAACAAGAAUGGGAGGGGCAAAAAAUAAAAAAAACAAAAUGAAAGUGUUUGCCAAAAUCUGGGACAAAGCAUGUGCAUUGAAAUAAAGUGUGUUUGAAAUAA